Messenger RNA from Cladocopium goreaui, 318 nucleotides. NCBI's taxonomy places the organism in Eukaryota, Dinophyceae, Suessiales, Symbiodiniaceae. The record is from the annotation of a GenBank genome assembly.
AUGGGUUCAGGUGCGAGUUCUCGAAGUGACGCGCAGGUGGGCGCAUUGACUAGUGUGCAGCCUGAGGAACCCAGACUACCAAGGAAGAAGUGCAAGAUCAAAUGGGACAGGAAUGAUAUGAGAAACAGGAAGAAAGAGGCGGCCCAGUCGACGGCCAAGAAGAUGUCACUGUCAGAGAGCCACAUGCCCAGCAUUGCUUCCAACGACUCCAUGCAUAGUCUUAGUCAACUGGGCACCAUCCGUGAAGAAUUGGAUGGCGAACUAGCUCUUGGGGCUGAGACUGAUCUUCCACAUUGUCCCCAACAUGAUUUGGAGUGA